Molecule: messenger RNA, 363 nt
Organism: Cryptomeria japonica (Japanese cedar)
Lineage: Eukaryota; Viridiplantae; Streptophyta; Pinopsida; Cupressales; Cupressaceae
Source: the annotation of a RefSeq genome assembly
AUGUAUCUAUUUUCUGAAUAUGAUACUUUUUGGAUAUAUUUAUCCAUAUCCAGUCUUAUUCCGAUUCUGGCAUUCUCAAUUUCAAGAAGUUUGGCUCCAAUAAGUAAAGGGGCGGAGAAAGCCACUAGUUAUGAAUCAGGUAUAGAACCAAUGGGAGAUACCUGGAUCCAAUUUAGAAUUCGUUAUUAUAUGUUUGCUUUAGUUUUCGUUGUUUUUGAUGUGGAAACAGUCUUCCUCUAUCCGUGGGCCAUGAGUUUUGAUAUUUUGGGUCUAUUUACAUUUAUAGAAGCUUUUAUUUUCGUGAUUAUCUUAAUUGUUGGUUUAGUUUAUGCAUGGAGAAAAGGAGCAUUGGAAUGGUCUUAA